This is a messenger RNA of Megalobrama amblycephala (Wuchang bream), 667 nucleotides long. RefSeq names its product stonustoxin subunit beta-like. NCBI's taxonomy places the organism in Eukaryota, Metazoa, Chordata, Actinopteri, Cypriniformes, Xenocyprididae. The transcript is spliced from 2 exons. Gene Ontology annotation, molecular function: protein binding. Bases 1 to 606 code for a protein of 201 amino acids. The record is from RefSeq and is a predicted model, not a curated record.
AUGGACACUGGUCCUGGAGGUUGUGGGUUUGAAUCCCAUGAGGAUGCCUGUGAUCUUACACUGGAUCCAAACACAGCUCACACUUAUCUCGCUCUGUCUGAGGAGAACAGAAAGAUAACAUACAUGAGAGAGGAGCAGCCAUAUCCUGAUCAUCCAGAGAGAUUUGAUGAGGUUCAUCAGGUUCUGUGUAGAGAGAGUCUGACUGGACGCUGUUACUGGGAGGCUGAAUGGAGUGGAUGUGCUGAUAUAUCAGUGACGUAUAAAGGAAUCGGCAGGAAAGGAGGAAGUGAGGACUGUAAGUUUGGAACCAAUGAAAACUCCUGGAGACUGUACUGCUCUGAUGACAAAUUUACUGUCUGCCACAAUAAUAACAAAACUAAAACACGUGUCCCUUCAGGCUCCUCUAAAAGAGUAGGGGUGUAUGUAGACAUGUCGGCCGGCACUAUGUCCUUCUAUAGUGUCUCUGACACAAACAAACUUACACACAUACACACAUUCAACACCACAAUCACAGAACCUCUCUAUGCUGGAUUUGGGCUUUAUUUCCGCACCUCAGUGUCUCUGUGUCAGAUUUCUGUUUCAGACAAAAGACCCACACUUGACUGAAAUAAUCCCACGUAACUAAGUGCAUAUAGUCCUGCUCUAUUUAGAUUCCCCCAUGACCUGA